Molecule: messenger RNA, 501 nt
Organism: Phycodurus eques (leafy seadragon)
Lineage: Eukaryota; Metazoa; Chordata; Actinopteri; Syngnathiformes; Syngnathidae
Product: latrophilin-like protein 1
Exons: 6
Coding region: 27-449 (140 amino acids)
Molecular function (GO): carbohydrate binding
Source: RefSeq, a predicted model, not a curated record
UUGACGGUGUCUGCAUCAAUCCGCUCAUGAGAGGAUGGAUCCGGUUUAUCUGUGAUGGUCUGCAGCGCUGCCGUCUGCCAAAGCCAAACAGUCAAAUGUUCGUGUGCGACAAAACAGACAACUUUAUUCAGAUCAAAUAUAAGUGCCACAAACGACUGCCCGCUGUGAAGAAAGUUGUCGCCUGUGAAAAAGAAACAGCACAUCUCCAAUGCGAUCCUUCAAAGGACCUCAUGAUUAUCAGAGCUAAAUAUGGACGCUUUGAUGAACAUCUCUGCUCUAAAACCCCUUCAAUUAUGACUUUCUGCUCGAGCAUGUCAGCCCAGAUGAUUGUUCAAGAUGAGUGUAACGGUAUGAAUGAGUGCAGCAUCACUGCAGACGAAUCCCUGGGUGUUCCGCAUCACUGUGAUGACACUCCCAAGUACCUCAUUGUGGACUAUGAGUGUCUGUAAUUAGACAUCGGUGCACGCAGUGGCCAGAAGUGGAGCAGUAUCUCAACAGGAG